AUGCGUCUUUUUCUAAUACGACGAAAUCAUCAGGAUACUACGCCGUCUAAUAUUCCUCAUGUUCCCCUUUCCUGGGUAUACUUCCUGUCCAGACAGGACCUUGAGCUUGUUGAUUUUCAUUAUUUCAUGAAUGGCGCACUAGUCCCAUCGCUCUAUACCAGGCCGAUUCACUCUUCUCUGUACACGCUAGGGGUUUGGAACUACAAUAUCGAGCACACAGGCACUUACCCAGUGGUUGGAAUAGAUCAGCUAUCGAUUAUCGGUGGUUGA
Molecule: messenger RNA, 270 nt
Organism: Heterobasidion irregulare TC 32-1
Lineage: Eukaryota; Fungi; Basidiomycota; Agaricomycetes; Russulales; Bondarzewiaceae
Exons: 1
Coding region: 1-270 (89 amino acids)
Source: RefSeq, a predicted model, not a curated record